Panthera uncia (snow leopard) is the source of this 3057-nucleotide messenger RNA. It is a transcript of the gene PKD1L2, whose product is annotated as polycystin 1 like 2. The record is from RefSeq and is a predicted model, not a curated record. Gene Ontology annotation, molecular function: carbohydrate binding. The coding region runs from base 1 to 2928 and encodes 975 amino acids. The transcript has 17 exons. Lineage: Eukaryota; Metazoa; Chordata; Mammalia; Carnivora; Felidae.
AUGAAUGCAGUGGGCUUGCUCCUCUUGGGGCUUGCUCUGAGGUUUAGGGCUGCAAUCGCUAAGCCAGAAGAAUCGCUAAGCAGCUUUUGCUCAAAGAGCCAAGUGGCUUUCAAAGACUCUUGCUAUGAAUUUGUGCCUCUCAGCCACACCUUCUAUGGUGCCCAGAGCUGGUGCGAGGGGCAAGGGGGCCAUUUGGUCUUUAUUCGUGAUGAGGACACCCAGAAGUUUCUGCAGAAGCAUAUCUCCCAGGACAGGGAAUGGUGGAUUGGACUUGUAGGAAACUUGGCUCGGAAUGGAACCACAGAAGGGCUGGGGACCUGGCUGGACACCUCAAACGUGAGCUACAGCCACUGGCGCGGAGGGCAGGCUUCUCCUGCCCCCGACGCCUGUGGUUACAUCGGGAGAGACGCUUCCUUUGGGUGGGUGGCCUCAGACAACUGCACGCAGCCGUCUGCCUUCAUCUGCGAGUUUGGCGUUGGCCAGAGUCUGGCCUGUGACGGCCUCAAUGCCACCAUGCACUGUGGCUCAGGGGAGGUCAUCCAGAUCCAGGAUGCCUUCUACGGGCGCCAAACUCCCCAUUACUGCAUCCAGGAUGCUGCGCGGCCCUCGGACCUGGAGGAGGGAUGCGGCUGGCUCAGCGUCAAGGACGAAGUGGCAGGCCAGUGCCAGGGGCUGCAGGUGUGCCAGGUGGCCGCAGAUGGGACCUACUUUGGAGACCUGUGCCCCACCCAGGGCAGCUACCUGUGGGUGCAGUACGAGUGCCAGGAAGGCCUACAGCUGACGGUGUCCAAUGAGAGUUUCACCUUUGACAAUGUCACCAUCUCCCUGACAUGGCUCCUCUCUCCUUACAUUGGAAACCUUUCGUGUAUAAUUAGUACAGGAGAUGGCCACACUUUUGAUCCCUACUACCCUCCCAGCAACGUGACCCACCAGUUCACAGCCCCUGGGGAAUUUAUUGUGUUUGCCGAGUGCACAACCAGUGAGUGGCAUGUGAUGGCUCAGAAGCACGUGACAAUCCGAGACAAGACGGGAAGGCUCAGCGUGACUGGGUGCUCCGGCCUGUCGACGUUGGGAGCCAGCCCUCUCUGCCGCACUGUCUUCGGGGAACCUCUGUGGAUUCAGGUGGUACUUGAUGGAGGAAGAGGGGUGACUUACACUGUGCUGUCGGGUAAUACAACCCUGGCUGAGUUCACCACACCAAGCGGCCUGCUACCCUACAAUCUGACCCUGGACAGAGCAGCCCAGCAAAGGAUGGGCCCAGGGAUGUACCACCUGGAGAUCCGAGCCACUAGCAACACCACUUCUGCACCCUCCCGGAACAUCACAGUCUCCUUCAUGGAGCCUCUGUCAGGGCUAUGGGCUUCCUGGGCUUCUGACCACUUGGAGCUCGGACAAGACCUACUGGUCAACGUCUCGGUGGCUCGUGGCGCACCGGAGAGGCUGACCUUUGAAGUGGCAGGACUCAAUGCAACCUUCUCCCAUGAAGAAGAGAGUCUCCAGGGACCAUUUGGGAUUUACCCUGUGGCAGUUCCUCUUGAAGGCACCUUUCUGGUCACAGUGACGGUGAGGAAUGCCUUCUCAAACCUGAGUCUGGAAAUUGGAAGCAUCACUGUUUCAGCUCCUUCCAGUGUGCGAGAACCAUCUGGAACAAAUGCCAAGAGAAAGAAUAGAGAGAAAGGGGACAGGCAGGUGUACGCGGAGCCUGGCCAGUAUGUGGAUCCUUUCACGACCGUGACUCUGGGCUGGCCAGACAGGGACAAGGAUUUACGUUUCCAGUGGUCAUGCGGACGUUGCUGGGCCCAGUGGAGCUACUGUGUUGAGAGACAGCUGCUCCGUGUGGACCAGGGGGAGCUGGUGCUUCCUCCGUCCUGCCUGCCACCACCCAGCUCCGCUGUCACCCUGCGCCUGGCCACCUGGAGGGGCGGGGAGCUGGAGAACCGGGAGGAGCAGUGUCUCUACGUGUCUGCACCCCUGGAACUCAGGCCUCGAGUCAGCUGCGAGGAGAACUGCAGACCUGGGAACCCCAGGGAAGACACUGUGCUCAGAGUCACCAUGGGGGACGGCUCUCCAGGGGCCGUGUUCAACUGGUAUUUAGAUGACACCUCGCUGGAGAAGGCGGAGCCUCUCCCACCCGCCUGCAGACUUCAAGGAUUUUGGCCCAGGGCUUUAAUCCUCCUUCAGAGCAACACGUCCACGCUGCGGCUGAACAGCUCCUUCCUGCAGACCUGGGGCCAGGCCCUCCGCAUCAGAGCCACAGCAGUGACCGGGCAUGCCUAUGGGGAGGACACCUAUGUGAUCGGCUCUGUGUCUCCCCCCGAGGUGCCCACCUGCACCAUCACUCCGGAGGAGGGUACCGUUCUGACAAGCUUCGCCAUCUUCUGCGACACAUCCUCGGCCCUGGGCCCCCUGGAGUACUGCUUCUGUCUGGAGUCAGGUUCUUGUCUACACUGUGGCUCUGAACCUGCCCUCCAGUCAGUUUAUCUGCCACUUGGAAAAGUAAACAAUGACUUCAUGCUGACAGUGGUCAUUUUUGUGUCCAAUCGGGCAGGGGACAAACAACAGGCCCAUGCACUGGUGAAGGUGGGACUUGGAGACACCCACGUUGAGAAUGUGGCAUUCCAGGCUGCAGUGGUGGAGAACAUCACCACCGCUCUGCGAGGCGAACGGGACCCCGAGCGGCUCUUCCAGCUGGCCAGGGCUGUGGCAUCGGUGCUGGACCAGGAGUGCCAGGGGCGGGGCUGCAGGCGGCUGCUGAACGUGGACGUCAGACAGAAGGUCAGAGAGCACGUGCUGGGGUCACUGUCUGCGGUCACCGCCACCCUGGGGGACAUGCAGAAGGUACAAGGGCUGGCCCAGGUUCUGAGAGAGGUGACCCACUGCAGUGAGGAGCUCACACCCACGGCCCAGGUGAGUGAGGCCCCCUGCUGACCCGGGCCAAGCCAUGGGACACACACCUCUGCAGUGGGUAACUGGCGACUCUCCUCAGGUCGACGGUCCCUCAGUCACGGGGCCACCAAAGCUCCCACCAUUUGGUUUCCAAGGGUCCUGCAUGGGUGG